CUCUGCACUGUACAAGUAAGCAACUACAGAGAGGAGACAAGGACAUAUUGCUUGCAAAAGAGGAUCUUCAGUUAAGAAAGAACAGUCAACCAAAGUGUGGGACAGAUCCAUGGAUUUGUUGAUGACUUUCACGUGGAUUAUAAUUUAGCCUGUGGCGAUCUGCUGUGGUCCGUAGAAGAACAGACCACCCACCUUUCUGCUGCUUUUCUGUUCAAGCUGAAAUCCUAAGAGGCACCUGUUGUACAUGAAACUGCAGGACGUGUUGUAAUGGCCUUGAAACUGCACUGAAGACGGACCUUGCCCCCCCCCGCCCCCCGGCCAUCAUUUGUGAUUGGUACUGUUACUGUUGUGGCGGUGUGUUGUUUUCCACCGUGAGUGGGCUUGCUGCUUUAUCUGGUCUCGUCUUUUUUUAAGAAAAAAGAUGUCCGGAACUGGCUCUCAUCAAGACGCCAGUACCAAGCCAGGCCUGUUGGAGAAGAAGAACAACAACCCAGAUGACUCCCAGCCCUCAGUCAAUUCAGAAAGGAGGAACAAAAGUGGGAUAAUAAGCGAACCUUUGAACAAAAGUCUUAAGAAGUCUCGACCACUCUCCCACUACUCCACUUUUGGUAGCACCAGCUCAUUAAGUGAACAUUCUGAGAAAGGUGCCCCCAUAGCCAACGGCAAUGAAGCAACUAUGGAUAAAAGCAAUUCUACCUCAAAGCACAAAAGCAUCUCCGACAUGCUGAGCAAAUCAGAUAUUUCUGCAGAAGGACAGAGCAUCUUGCAACAGUUUGCUCAGUCGACAGAGCUGCUCAAAAGAGUAGUCCAGGAGCACAUUCCCCUGCCUAAUGACCACGGGACGGGCAUCUCAGACAUGGAAGCUGUCUCGGCUGCAGAGACAAUGAACAGCCCAUCUGAUUUUCCUUACCUGGGGGCUUUUCCCAUCAACCCUGGCCUUUUCAUUAUGACCCCUGCUGGUGUAUUUCUGGCAGAGAGCGCACUCCAUAUGGCUGGCUUAGCAGAGUACCCAAUGCAGAACGAAUUGGCAUCUGCCAUCAAUUCAGGGAAAAAGAAACGGAAACGGUGUGGCAUGUGUCCUCCUUGCAGAAGACGGAUAAAUUGCGAGCAGUGCAGCAGUUGUAGGAACCGUAAAACUGGGCACCAGAUUUGCAAAUUCCGAAAAUGUGAGGAACUUAAAAAGAAGCCUUCUGCUGCACUGGAGAAAGUGAUGCUUCCUACAGGCGCUGCAUUCCGGUGGUUUCAGUAGGAACAAGAAUCCCAAAGCUCUGUCAUCCAGUGCAAUGUCACUGCUUGCUUGUGUUGUCUCAGGCAAGGCAUUUUUUUGGCGGAAAUGAAUGGAUGCGCCUGUGUCUCCUUUAGAACCAAAAAAUUUUUCUCGCAGAUUUCAUUCCUGUUUUUAUAAUUAUUUUUUUUUUUUGCAUUUGUUUAACAUCUUCGAGUACUAGUAAAAAAAACAAAACAUUAACUGCUUUUCAGAUAUUUUUUUUUAAAAGAAUCCAUAAAGUAACAAGACAUAAUAGAGUAUGGACAAUCAAUUUAUUUUCCUGUGUUUUGGUGUUGAUGUUGUUUAUGUGUGGAAGAUGCAGUUUUUGUGUAGAGAAUGUAAAUUUACAGUAACCUUUUAAAUCUAGUUACUAAUAAGCACUACUGUAAUUAGCACAUCUGUUUAUUCAUUCAUAUUUUUGUUUGAUUAAUUUCCAUCAUUAAAGAAAAAUAGUGUGGCUAGUUUCUAGAAUCGCUCAACUUCAUGUUUAUAAAUGAGAAUAUGUUUAAAAUAAGGUAGUUUCCCUUUCCCUAACAUACACAUAAGAUUAAGGUUUAAUCAGCAAAAUGUUUGGUAUGAAAAAAGUGGAAAUGUACUGCAAAACUGGCAAGUUUUUAAAGCAAAGCAAAAUGAUAAUUAAGUUUAGACCAAGAAGAACUGCACACUAGAAUAAACCUGGAAUUAACUGCAAUUAUUCUCUUUUAGAAAAAACAUUACUGGAAUUCAGAUAUAAAGCUAUUGCAGAACCCGUGUUGGAAACAUAUAUGAGUCUUUUUCUUCUGUUCAAAGCCCUUGUUUCCCUGCUUUCUGACCAUCACUAACUGAAAGGCUGUUUGUAACGUUCUAGCGAUUCAGGCUGUUUUGUGAAUAAAAAUGAAAGCAUGUUUUGUGU
This is a messenger RNA of Lacerta agilis (Sand lizard), 2159 nucleotides long. RefSeq names its product CXXC finger protein 5 (gene CXXC5). NCBI's taxonomy places the organism in Eukaryota, Metazoa, Chordata, Lepidosauria, Squamata, Lacertidae. Gene Ontology annotation, molecular function: zinc ion binding; methyl-CpG binding. The record is from RefSeq and is a predicted model, not a curated record. Gene Ontology annotation, cellular component: nucleus. The coding region runs from base 422 to 1249 and encodes 275 amino acids. The transcript is spliced from 4 exons.